Lactuca sativa (garden lettuce) is the source of this 1422-nucleotide messenger RNA. Its product is annotated as floral homeotic protein AGAMOUS. Gene Ontology annotation, molecular function: DNA-binding transcription factor activity; protein dimerization activity; RNA polymerase II transcription regulatory region sequence-specific DNA binding. Lineage: Eukaryota; Viridiplantae; Streptophyta; Magnoliopsida; Asterales; Asteraceae. Gene Ontology annotation, cellular component: nucleus. The record is from RefSeq and is a predicted model, not a curated record. Gene Ontology annotation, biological process: positive regulation of transcription by RNA polymerase II.
CUGAAUAGUGUUUUUAAAGAGAGAAGAUGAAUGAGAUCCAUAUAUAGAAAUAUUGUUUUUCUUGUAUAAAUAUUCCAAAAUAUAUGAAGAAAAUGGAUUUGGUAUUAAGAGAUAACGAUCAAAAUUAAGAGAGUUUGUUAAUAUCAUGGACAAAGGGUCAUUGUCUACUUUUUUAUAACUCCUCUUUCACCCACCUCCCCCUUCCAUUUUUUGCAUCUUUCCUGUUUAGAUUUGUGUGUGAGAGGCUUCAAAAAGCAAGAGAGAGAAUAAUUUGAAACUUGAUUAGUUUCUCUCCUCAAUUAUACAUAAAAAUUCAUUCAAUUCCUCAACCCCACCCUUUCUUUUUCUUGAGUUCAAACAAUCAACAAGCUUAAUCUCUUGUUUCUUUAGUGUGAAGUCUGUAUAAUUUACUUCAGGUAUUCAUGGAAAAUUCUGAUGCGUGUGAGCUUGAUUUCAGUUGCAUCGAUCGAUCCAUGUCGUUUCAGAAUGAAUCCGGGGACAUUUCUCCACAGAGAAAGCUGGGGAAGGGAAAGAUCGAGAUCAAGCGGAUCGAGAAUACCACAAAUCGACAAGUGACAUUUUGUAAGCGUCGCAAUGGUUUGCUCAAGAAGGCCUAUGAAUUGUCUGUUCUUUGUGAUGCUGAGGUUGCUCUUAUUGUCUUCUCAAGCCGUGGUCGCCUUUAUGAGUAUGCUAACAACAGUGUUAGAGGGACAAUCGAUAGGUACAAGAAAGCAUGCCUAGAUCCACCUACCAGUGGUUCGGUUGCUGAAGCCAAUGCUCAGUUUUACCAGCAAGAAGCUGCUAAACUGCGCCAGCAAAUUGCAAAUCUUCAAAACCAGAACAGGCAAUUCUACAGGAACAUCAUGGGGGAAUCUUUGGCAGACAUGCCGGUGAAGGACCUCAAGAAUCUUGAAACUAAAUUAGAGAAAGCGAUUAGCAGGAUUCGAUCCAAAAAGAAUGAACUGUUGUUUGCUGAAAUCGAGUAUAUGCAAAAAAGAGAACUUGAAUUGCAUAACAGCAAUCAGUUUCUUCGUGCAAAGAUAGCUGAAAAUGAAAGAGCUCAGCAGCACCACAUGAGUUUGAUGCCUGGAAGUUCAGAUUAUGAGCUAGUAACACCUCACCAGCCCUUUGACAGUCGAAGCUACGUUCACACAAACGAGUUGCAACCCGAUAAUGAUUACUCCUGCCAAGACCAAACCCCUCUUCGGUUAGUGUAGGUAAUAAUGAUGACGGACUUGAGGUUUCUCCUUUACUCAUUUCCACUGGAUCGAGCCGUAAUAACCUCAUAAUGAUUAAUUAACAAGGAGUUGACUGAUAUCUGCUUGCCUUAAUACUGAUUUCCGGUUAAACGGAAGAACCCUAAAUAUGUACUUUUACAAUCGUCUUAUGUGUGCAAUCUAAUAUUGUGAAGCAGCUUAAAUA